Corticium candelabrum is the source of this 2205-nucleotide messenger RNA. RefSeq lists its product as uncharacterized. The coding region runs from base 153 to 2105 and encodes 650 amino acids. The transcript has 3 exons. Lineage: Eukaryota; Metazoa; Porifera; Homoscleromorpha; Homosclerophorida; Plakinidae. Gene Ontology annotation, biological process: protein K6-linked ubiquitination. Gene Ontology annotation, molecular function: protein binding; ubiquitin-protein transferase activity. Gene Ontology annotation, cellular component: BRCA1-BARD1 complex; BRCA1-A complex. The record is from RefSeq and is a predicted model, not a curated record.
CAGGCAGCUCUCUGUGGCUGCAAACUUGCGUCUGUGUGGCAACCGAUCCGUGGAACGGGAAGUCUGGCUGACGUCGACUGUUGCAUUGCCUAAUACCUUGCACUUGCAGUCUGCUCGCUGACGGAUUGGUCGAUGCUAUUUUUAUUGUGUGCAUGAGCAUGGCCGGUCAACAGUCGAGAGUGUCGCUCUUUGUCGCGGUCAAGAACGGCAACCUACAGGAUGUGAUCGACUGCGUCGAGUCGGGCUGUUCGGUCGACGUGCGAGACGGAACGACGGCGGAGGCGACGGCGCUGUAUGUCGCAUGCAAGUGCAAUCGGUUGGAUAUCUGCGAGUUCUUGCUGCAGAGCGGGGCGGACGUGAACGCGCAGACGAAAUGGCGGUCGACGCCGCUGCACGUGGCGAGCGAUCGCGGUCAUACGGGGUGCGCUUUCCGUCUGCUUUUGUUCGGCGCCGACGUGAACGUGAUGAACCGUCGGGGAGAAACGGCGCUCCAUUUGUCGGCUAAACGAGGUCACGUGAUGACCGUGGAGCUGUUGGUAGGGGCUGGAGCAAAGCUGCAUGUUAGGGAUAAGGGCGGGCUGACGCCUCAACGUGCUGCUGAAGUCGAGAGACAGGAUGAUACGGUUGGCGUUCUUUCUAGGGUCAAAGACACGUUGGGUUACCUACGGAAGAGAUUUCAGGAUGAUAAAAUCAAGUUGGGUCUGGUUUUGGAAAAGAGUUAUUCCUCUUGUCAGAGUGUCUUGGGGAGGGGUACACCUCGACUCGAUUUGGCAUGGAAGGCAUUGGUGCAGUUACCUGUUCAGUGGCAGAAUGAGAUUGCUGCCGUGUUUCGAGAGCAGGUGGAAGAUACAGAUUUGAUGGUGAUGUGUGAAGAGAGGAAACAACGGCUCGAACCUCAGUUGUGGGUUCUCGGUGUAGACUACACGAUUAAAGGAGGUGCUCCUGUUGGCAAUGGUGUCUGGGAUAGGCAUUUGAAGUCGAUAUCUCUUUUGUUUGAGAUAAAUCACAAUCUGUACGGUUCCAUGAUGCUUAAGGUACUGAUUGGUUUAAAUCAAAAAGGCAAUGGUCAAAGACGUGUCAAAAUGGACACCAAACAUAGGGAUGACAUAUUCUCGACUCUUCCUUCUCAUCCCCAUGUUGCCAGAGUGAUACACAGGUUUGAAGCUGAAACAAUGGCUUUUAAAUGCUUUGUGCCAUCGACGGUGUCAUCUCAGUUGCAUCGUGAUAUUACUCUGGAAAAAUUUGCAACCUGUUUAGUGACAGACAGAUACCCGCUCUGUCUUAAAUGCAUUUAUAAUUUUCUGUGUGAACAUGUUAAACCUGGAGAGCCAUGGAGUGAUGCUGUUGGAGAAACAUUUCUGAUUCUUGUCACGAUUCAGGCUCUUAAGGGAAUUCGACAUUUACAUAUGCACGGCAUUUCAAACAGUAGAAUUAGCAUGGAAAAUGUAUUAGUGGACAACCAGAUGCGUGUGGUAAUUACAGAUAAUAUCCAGAACCCUCAGUUUCAUCAUCAUCUACAGGACAGUUGCAUAACUGAAGACAGUUGCAUACCUGAAGACGAGACCAUCAAGUCGGCUUGUACUGAGUGUCCAGAUGUUUGCACACUGGCAGAGACGAUUGAAGCACUAAUGCAUCCACCCACUGAUAUUGGAGAAGACAAGGUAGAUGCAUCCUCGCUAACACACAGUCAAGAGGAUUUACGUCAAGAUGAGGACACACUUGUAACUGAGACCUCGAUAGAAUGCAACUAUUCCCAAAUAUUAACACAUCUUUUGACUAGAAUGAAAUCGGAUGAUCAGUCGAUUAGCACUGAUGUCGGCAAUAGUUUAAUCUAUGCUGGAGCCAUUUUGUUUUUCCGUGAUUGUAGGAAACUAGAGAAUAAGGAAGAGCUUCGUUGCUGGACAACUGCCAACUUAAUUAGUCAAACUCUGUUAAGUCCAGAAAAUUCUGGUUGGACACAGGAUGGCCAUCACCUCAGAAUGCAGAUUUGUAAUGUGUCACUGGAAGGGCGAAAGACACUGGAUACACUAAGAAGACAGUUUUUGUGUGAGACGACCUGUGAUCAGUUGUGGUCAGCAUACCAAUGGGUAACUCAACCAAUAUAGAACAGACAAUUAGUACCAACAUAGAAGAGCGCUUGAGUAGUCUAAUCUCGUAUAUCUAUUUUCUUUCCAACACAAUGCUAUGGAUAACUUUAGAAAGGCA